Molecule: messenger RNA, 2689 nt
Organism: Bufo gargarizans (Asiatic toad)
Lineage: Eukaryota; Metazoa; Chordata; Amphibia; Anura; Bufonidae
Gene: MTFR1
Product: mitochondrial fission regulator 1
Exons: 10
Coding region: 270-1115 (281 amino acids)
Biological process (GO): aerobic respiration; mitochondrial fission
Cellular component (GO): mitochondrion
Source: RefSeq, a predicted model, not a curated record
CCCUGUGCCGGGUGUAGCGUGGACGUCGAAGUUGCCGCCGCUGAAGCUGACGCGGGGGACGAUCCGUUCUGCGUGCGCUGUCACCGGGGAGAAGACACGUGACCUAGCAGAGACAUCACUGCGCAACCGAAGCUGGCGGCAGGGACUGUGCCACCACUGGAAAUGUCCUGCUGAGACUGUGCCCGGAGUGCGUCCAGUCUGGUUAAGCUUGACUAUGGAACAGCAGCUGUUUAUGCAGUGCUCUCCGCGGGACCCUUUAGUGCUGUCCGAUGCUGCACUGGCUUUUACGUCUGGUUAGGAUGGUUCUGCAGCAAGUAACCCGCAACAUGGAAUCGGCACUUUGGUCUGGAAAAUCAUAUGGAUCAUCUCGGAGUAUAGUCCGAAAAAUUGGAUCCAAUCUCUCCAUCAUACAGUCACCGAGAGUUCACUUCCAGCUCAUUCCGUAUCCUGUAGCACUAAAUGGCAGCAGUCCAAAUGGAGCCGUAGCGUCCUUUGCCGAUGUGGGAUGGCUCGCAGACGACGAGGGAGAAGCCUUUGCGAGACUGAGGACGCAGAAUAAUUUGAAGCAUCACCUCUCACUGGAGGACGACGUCGCUCUCUUUGACAGACCGAUACGCAGACAAGUAUCUUUGCCUGUGCUGUUGAAGGAAGAACCAGAGGUCAAACCCCAGCCAGUGGCCAAUGAAGCUCUGCAGAAGAUCAGUGCUCUGGAAAGUGAACUUGCCAACUUAAGAGCCCAGAUAGCCAAGAUUGUUACCAUCCAGGAGCAGCAAAAUGUGGCAGCAGUGUCUAGUCCUCCAGCUGUGGUUGUUCCCGGAGCACCUCCUGCGUGUGCACCGCCACCUCCACCCCCGCCUCCACCACCACCUCCUCUCUCUGCUCUUCAUCGGAGUAUCUCCGCUCUUGAUCUCAUUAAAGAGAGAAAAGGAAAGCGAGGCAGUUCAGAAACCACAGUGAUUGACAGCACGCCAAAGAAGCCUGAAAUCCCAAGCAUGUUGGAUGUCCUUAAAGACAUGAACAGAGUAAAGUUGCGCUCAGUGAAAAGUUUAGACUACUUUUCUCUUGCUGUUGCAUCAAUGGCACACUGCUGGAUGCCCAGGACUGAAGGAACCUAAACCCAGCGAUCCUUUUGAUCCUGCCACUCUCAUUGCAGAAGCUUUAAAAAAGAAGUUUGCCUACAGAUAUAGAAGUGACAGUCAUGGGGAAUCGGACAAAAAAAGUCUUCCUAAAGUGGAGCACAAAAAGGUCACAGAAACUCCACUGUUUGGACCUCACUAUGCUGAAAUCAACAGGGAAAAUGAAGAGCCUUAUUGAGUCUUCAAAUUCAUGACACCGCAGAUUUGGGGCUCUUCUAGUUCACAAUUGACUCUUCUAACCAGGGCUGUCAGUAUUUAUAGUGAUGGUGGAAGUGCAAUGGGUUAUUGCCCGAAGGGACCCUGUGAACUGCUCACAAUCUGAUGGAACACUAAGUCUUGCAAGAUAGAAUUGUAGUACAUAGUAACUACAUGAUGGAGUACUAGCAAUGUAUUUAUAAAGGUUUUGGUACUAUGGCUUGAGAACGAGAGUCAUACUGUAUAUUGCUGCUGGUCUGUUGUAGACGGGUCUCCCACCCUUCACUUCAAAGAGGCACUUUAUAUAAUGGGUAGGUAAUCCAGUCUGCUGAUAUGUCAUAGGUCACAUUGGCUCACCACAGAUUUUUCUGGUUCAUUACUGGAAAUCUGAUGCAAGCAUCAUUAAUGUGGUCCUUUUUAUGUCUGAUUUCCAGUAACAGAAGUCUCGGAGCAGUGCCAACUGGGGUGUAUAACGCAUUCUGUAGAGCCCUUACCUUCUGGAAAUCACUGUAAUCUGACUAAUGUGAUCUAAUACAUGUGACACAUUAGAAGAUCAUUUUGUAUGGAUUUCCCUUUGAAGUGUUUCCCAGUAACUGUAUUUAACUGGUUACCAGGAUCUUUAGAUGUCGCUCUGGAACUGGUUAGUAAUUUUUUUUCCUAUUAAAGGUGUUCUCCAGGAUUUACAUAUUGAUGCCCUCAGGGCUGUGGAGUCACGACUCCCACUCCCUCAUACAUGGUGCAUGUUUAAGCGAUAACUUAAUUUAAACUUUUUUGUGUUUCUGAAUUUGAGAUGUUAGAAAGCAGUUUUCCCCCUUAUAUUCUAUGUAUAGCAUAUAAAAGCCAUUAGAGCAGCUAACCUCUCCAAACAUGAGCUCAGAGGAGCAAACUAAAACAUAAAGCAUAGAUAGAACAUGCACUGGACAAUUGAUUUAUGCACAGUUUAUUGAAAGUUUAGAUAUACUAAGAAGUACUUGCCUUAAAGGGGUUUUCUCAUUGGCUGACAGGCAGUUUGCACUCACUGUCUCCUCCGGCUGUGGGGGGACAGGGGGGGGGGGGGGGGUCUCCAGCAGUUAUUAGCAUAAAUUAACUUGCACAAUUACAGGUAUAGCCAUGCUUCUCAGUCCUCACAACACUUGGACCCUUUGCUUACUGCAGGUAAUCUUGCUAAACCUUCUAAAUUCACUCAGAGCUCAGUCCCAUCGUUCUGCGGGGGCGAGGUCACUCCUGCUCUCAGCUAAUCAGAUAUGCAGGUUACUAUAGAAACCUGUGUGCAGUGAGAGACCUGCUGAACUGUCUAGACUCUAUAGUUUAUGACUAGUGUUGAGCGAACUUCUAUUUUAAGUUCGGCGUCUAAAGUU